AUGCGCAACGCGAAAAUCUGGUGCGAGACGCCACCUUCGCAACUAAUCAAGCUGUAUGGUCCAGGCACGCUAUCCGACGCCUACCUCAAGGUGUGCCGCCGACUGGACUUCCCCGACGAGAAGGACCCCGCACCACCUCCGCAGCACGUGCAAGCGCGAGAGGUCAAGCUGGCUUCCGUUCCUGACGCCCUGUUGACCUGGAAGAACUGGGCACCGGUGCGAUCCGUCACCCGUGUUCGGGCCUUGGUCGCCAAGAACUUGCUCAAGAUCAUGCGCCGACUCGUCACCAUCGUGUUCCAGCUGGUGAUGCCGUCGUGCGUGGGCGUGGUGUUCUGCCUCUUCGUGGGCGGCAACCCGACCAAUCUGCCGAUGGCUGUGGUCAACGAAGACAAGGACGGUGUCUACCCAAAGGCUUUCCUUUCCUUUGUCGACCCCAAUAUCCUCAAUCUGGCACAGCCGUAUCCGGAGGCUAAUGCUCAGAAUGUCCACGCGCAGGGGAUGUACCCGAACCGCGAAGAGGCAUUCGCAGCAGUGCUGAGAGAAGAUGUUUGGGGCACCAUCUACUUUCCCGAGAACUACAGCACUGUGCUCCAGGCACGUGUACACAUUUGGGUCCGAAUCAUUGCACUCUGCAAUGGUGCAGACUACACGAUCCGCAACGUGAUAAUGAAGGAGCUGCAUCGGACCAACGACAAAAUUUCUGACCCGUUCUACCACGCCUUCGACUUCACCUUCCGGGAAUUCAUGAGCCCGGGCAUCAUCGCAUGCACCCUGUUCGCGCUGUCCAUCACGCUCACGGCACUGCUGCUGGUCGGCGAGGACCAGGGAGGCAUCCGAGGCCGGUGCGCCGUCGCAGGGCUGAGCACCACCGAGGUGAUAAUGGGGCACGCGAUGGUGCAGACGGCGCUGGCGUACGUGCAGACUGUGUUCAUGCUCGUCGUGUUCGUCAGCGUGUUCGACACACCCGUGCACGGGUCCAUCCUGGUGGCCUUCAUCAUUCCCGUACUCAUGGCCUUCACCGGCAUGAACUUUGGUCAGUCCAGAAUGCAAUCGAGCGUUCGCAGCAUCAUCAACAAAAUCUCGCCCUGGUUGAAGCAGCCAACGGCUGAACAACCAACCAUGGUUUCUCAGGACGAAGAUGAACGGGCGACCACGCACGCGAAUCUUGAAUGA
Messenger RNA from Rhipicephalus microplus (southern cattle tick), 1173 nucleotides. RefSeq lists its product as uncharacterized. The record is from RefSeq and is a predicted model, not a curated record. Lineage: Eukaryota; Metazoa; Arthropoda; Arachnida; Ixodida; Ixodidae.